Didymosphaeria variabile is the source of this 1089-nucleotide messenger RNA. RefSeq lists its product as uncharacterized. The transcript has 4 exons. Gene Ontology annotation, biological process: proteolysis. Lineage: Eukaryota; Fungi; Ascomycota; Dothideomycetes; Pleosporales; Didymosphaeriaceae. The coding region runs from base 1 to 1089 and encodes 362 amino acids. The record is from RefSeq and is a predicted model, not a curated record. Gene Ontology annotation, molecular function: metalloendopeptidase activity.
AUGAAGGUCCUUUCUUUCGCUGCCCUCCUCGCUUUAGCCAACGCCUCUGUCGUCACCAAACGUGCCUCGCCUCUUGAUGUGAAGCUUGAGCUGACCGGUAGCACGGCUGUCAAGGCUGCCAUCACCAACACUGGCUCUGAGGCUAUCAAGGUCUUCAAGACUGGCUCCAUCUUCGGACAGCAUGCCACUGAGAAGGCUCAGGUCUUUCAAGGCAGCUCCAAGGUCGCUUUCGCUGGUAUCAAGGUUCGUGUGACGACUGAGAACAUUCCCGAGGAUUCCUUCCAGGUCAUUGCCCCGGGUGAGACUGUCGAGACUUCUUUCGAUGUCGCUGAGUUGCACGACCUCAGCAACGGCGGUGCUUUCGACAUUGCAUCGGUCGGUGCCUUUUCUACCGCCGCCAUCGACUCCACCGAGAUCACUGGUGCUGUGGAGUACACUAGCAAUACCCUCACCGCCAACAUCGAUGGUGCCGAGGCAGAGAAGGUCCGCCGUGAGUUUGUGAAGCGAUCUGCUGUUCAGGCCGAUUGCACUGGCACCAAGAGGACUUCCACUGUUAACGCUCUUGCCAAUUGUCGCACCCUCGCUAUCGCUGCUGCUUCUGCUGCUGCCUCCAACACCGCAAAGGUCAACGAGUACUUUAAGUCGACCACAUCCAGCACCAUCUCAACUCUCCAGACCGUCUUCAACAAGGUCGCCACUGAGUGUGGCUCAUCCACCUCCGGUGUCUCCAAGACUUAUUGCACUGAUGUCUACGGCAACGCCUGCUCUUCCAACGUUUUGGCUUACACCCUCCCGUCGGGAAGCUACAUUGUCAACUGCCCUCUUUACUUUAGCGCCCUCCCUGCUCUUACUAAGUCUUGCCACGCUCAGGAUCAGGCAACGACCACUCUCCACGAAACCACCCACCUUAGCCAGAUCAAGGGCACUGACGACUUGGGCUACGGCUACGCUGCCGCCACCCGCCUCUCUACCGCCUCUGCACUCAACAAUGCUGACAGUUACGCUCUGUUCGCCAACGAGCAUGCCCGUAAUGAGACUGGUCGUCUCUACAAGGAUUUUAUCGAGCUCAAUAAGGUAUCAGGCAGAUAG